This is a messenger RNA of Talaromyces atroroseus, 1053 nucleotides long. RefSeq lists its product as hypothetical. The record is from RefSeq and is a predicted model, not a curated record. The coding region runs from base 1 to 1053 and encodes 350 amino acids. Gene Ontology annotation, molecular function: O-methyltransferase activity. NCBI's taxonomy places the organism in Eukaryota, Fungi, Ascomycota, Eurotiomycetes, Eurotiales, Trichocomaceae. The transcript has 4 exons.
AUGAGUCCACCUGAUGGAGCAGUUCUUGCAGCUACAGUGACAGUAACGGCAGCCCUGAGCUUCGUUCCCGUUGCUGUUUACUUUGAUCUCUUCUCGACACUGGUCAAAGUCGGCAAACCGGUGACCUCGCAACAAAUCACUGAUACGCGGAAUGUGGAUCGGAGUCCUGAAGAAAUAGAACAAUCACCGCUGUGGCUUGUUAAUCUAGUAGAAGAUGACGUCUACGAGGCGAACAGCAUCACUCGACACAUGCACUCUUUGCCAUCAGCUCAACACGGCGCUCUUCACUUCACCACCGAGCCCAUGUUCUCAGGAGCAUUUUUAAUGCGGAAGUUAAUAGACAGCAAAUUCGAGUAUCCAUUCAAAGCUUUGGACACCCCGACCCAGUACGGAUACAUGCUGCUAGGCGAACACGAGCUUGCGAAAGAACAUACAUACUCGAUAAUGUCCCGUCAGGGCCGCAUGGACAGCUUCAAUCAAUUCAUGGUAGGCAAAUUCGGAAAAUUCGGCAAAAUGCCCGAGCGUGUCAAGGCCCUUGGCUACGAUCUGGACAGCGCCGUGACGGGGACACAAAGCCCAGUGGUCUGGGUUGAUAUUGGAGGUGGACGAGGCGAGAUGCUGCUCGAGCUCAAGGAAGCAUAUCCAUGUCUUGACACGUCGGCUUUGGUGCUGCAGGAGUUCAACCCAGACAUCGGCAGUGUGCCAGAAGUCACGCAGAUGGAAUGGAAUUUCCAGAGCGAAACUCCACAGCCAGUCAAGGGUGCCUUGAACUACUCGUUGACUCAUAUUUUUCACAACUUGCCUGACUUAGACGCUUUGGAGCUGAUGCAGAAAGUGUCGAGGGCAAUGGCUCCGUAUUCCCGGUUAAUUAUUCAGGAAUUCACCAAGAAUAAAGCUUAUGGUAAGAUGCAUGCAACCAUGAUUACUCUGUACGGUGGUCGACUACGAGCCAGCUCGGAAUGGAAGCGGCUGGCAGCAUUGUGUGGCUUGAAGGUGACUUUCGAAGCAUAUCCUGCGGCGGGCGAGGGCUUGAUUGAGAUGAAAAAGCUGUGA